AGCGGUUAUUGCAUCUACUUCUAUCUACCAUUCUUAUAACUUGACUUCAUCAGUUGUAGAAAAUUUGAGAUCUCAAAUUUGGUUCCAUAAGGGAGCUGCUCCGUCAUUUGCAAAUUCCAGAAUUCUUUCAAGUGUUUCUGCCCAAAAAGAAAAAGAAAAGGAAAUAAGAGUUUGAGUUGUGCAUGGCGGCUACGGAAGUGAACGUUGCAAGCAUUGCAGAUGACCCGAAUUCAAAGACGAUAACGGAAAAUUCUGCCCCGAAAUAUGUACAAAAGUGGAAUUUCAUGUUUAUAACAUCAUGUGUGUUUGCCGUUUCACUGGAUCCUUUGUUCCUCUACGUUCCUAUCCUUAACUACGAUAUGAAGUGUCUGAGGUUGGACAACAACUUGAAGAUUACAGCUCUUGUCUCACGAUCGGUCACAGAUCUGUUUUAUAUAGCAAAUAUUGUCUUUCAAGUUUACAGAUAUAAGAUUUGUUCAAACUUAAUCAAACUAUUUCUUCCCGGAAGUUGGUCGUCCAAGUUAGCUGAACUAAGGAAGAUAUGGCAGUCAUACAUCAUAGUUGACAUUUUAGCUAUUCUUCCUCUUCCACAGGUGAUAAUUCUCAUUUUCUUUUCAAAAAUGAGGGCCUCAAGAUCUUUAAGGAAGCUUAUGAACUUUCUUGUUAUGGUGCAAUAUGUACCACGAGUUCUUCGCAUCUACUUGUCAUGCAAGAAAUCCAAAAAACCUUUCAAAGGACAUACCGCAUUAUGGGUUAAAGGUUUACUCAAUUUUUUCCUAUACAUCCUUGCUAGUCAUGUACUUGGAGCUUUUUGGUACUUUUUUGCUGUUCAACGAAUGACAAGUUGCUGGCAACAUGUAUGUCAAUAUGAAAAUGGAUGUGGCCCUAGUACUUUUAACUGUCAUGAUCACCAUACAUUGAGAAAUAUUACGGUUCUAGAUAAUUUAUGCCCUAUAAAUUCAUCAAAUACAACUCUCUUUGAUUUUGGUAUAUAUCUAAGUGUCCUUCAGUCGGGAAUAUUGUGGUCAACAAACUAUCCACUGAAGUUUUCGAACAGUUUUUGUUGGGGCUUGCGGAAUUUGAGUUCUCUUGCUUCAAAUCUUGAGCCGAGCUCCAAUACAUGGGAAAUCCUCUUUGUGGCUUGUAUUUCUAUAAUCGGCUUGCUACUAUUUGUAUAUCUCAUUGGGAAUUUGCAGACAUAUGUGCUGUUAGAUACUGAAAGAUUAGAGUCGCACAGACGCAAGAUGAGACUUGAACGGAAGAUGAAAGCAAAAGGCCGAGAUGUAGAAUUAUGGUUAUCUAAAAAUGGCACUCCCCUGCGUAGAAAGCCGGAUAUCAUGGAAAAGGUACGACUAGAACUUGAAGAAAACUGGGAUAUUGAUGUGGAUCAGGAAAUCCUCUCUAUUCUUCCCCGGGAACUUCAAGACUAUAUCGAAACUUGCAAGCCCUUGAGUAGGCUGAAGAAUGUAGAGGUGCCACCAUUUCGAAACAUGGAUGAACAAGUUUUGAUAGAAAUCUCAAAGCAUCUUAAGCCCAGGAGUUAUACUAAUAAUCAAAUCAUUAUUAAAGAGGAUCAACCACUUGAAAUGAUGCUUUUUGUCGUGGACGGACGUGUAAUCAUUAAAAAGAAAGAUUGUUCCAGUAAGUUCCAACGACGUGCCGGACAUCUGUAUGGAGAGAAACUUCUAGUUUGGCCAUCAUGGACGUCCUUCCAUGAGGGGACAAGACCUUUAGCAACCGAGUCUGUUCAGGCCAUUGAUGAUGUUGAAGCCCUUGUUCUCUUGGCCAGCGACAUGGUCAGUAUACGCUCUAGAUUCAGGUCAGAUUUCGAUAAGUUGAAGAUGAGUCUCAGUCAAAGUCAACAAACGGAUUCGCAUUGGGAGCUUUUGACUUGUGACAAGGUGACAAUGCUACAACAAGUGCCGAAGCUUCGAGACAUGGAUAAACAAGUGUUGAAAGCAAUGUCUGAACAUCUUCAAUCGAACGUCUAUGGACACAACGUCAACAUUGUUCAAGAGUACCGACCACUUAACAUGAUGUUCUUCGUCACGAGGGGAAAGGUAAUAAAUGAUGAGACCGGUCGUGCAGGAAAUAUUUUUGGAGAAGAACUUGUUGAGUGGGUACUGGAUAAGUCUUUUCCUGAGAUACUACCCUUGUCGACCUGUACUGCUAAAGUAGACUCAAACGAUGCUGAAUUCCUCGUUCUAACGGCAGAAGUCUUGAAGAGUUUAGCCUCUGAUAACUUCGUGUCACAUUUCAGCAAGAUCGCCUCUCCGUUAGAUCUUUUUACUUUUGUUCGGUUGACUAGGCUAAAGAAAGUGGAAAUAUUUCGAGAAAUGGACAAACAAGUGUUAGAAGCAAUCUCUGAGCGUCUAUACACCAUGACCUACCCUUUUGCAAACACCCCUAUCAUUCCAGAGAAAAAACAACUUAAAAUGAUGUUCUUCGUUGUGCGCGGAGUUGUAAACAUUAAAAGCGAUAGCACUAUUGAAGGGCCAAAAACCUGUCAAAUGGGAGGUUUCUAUGGAGAAGAACUUGCACAUUGGGUCACAACUUGGGUAUCACAUAGCUCCUUUCCUGCCAAACUACCUUUGCCAACUGGUUCUGCGGUAAGCGGGCCCCAUGGUACUGUUGAAAUCCUUGCUCUCAGUGCCGACGACUUGAAGAGUGUACUCUCAAAAUUCAGAUCGAAUUUCACCAGUGAGAGCACCCUCCUUACAUAUUCUCAGUCGGAGUCUUUGACUCGGGACCCAUUGACUAUAGUUAAGAAUGUGGAAAGACUUAAAACUAUGGAUGAGAAAGUGUUGAAAGAAAUAUGUGAGCAUCUUAGGCCCAGAAAGUAUGAAGAUGAGGACAUUAUUCAACUGAAUAAACCAAUGGAAAUGAUGUUCUUCAUCGUGAAGGGAGUUGUUGCGGUGACAAACGAAUACUGGAAACAUUACCGCAAUGAAGCAGAACGUUCAAAUCACAGUGGAGACGACCUUAUAGAAUAUUGGGCGCGAUCUAAAUAUACCGUCUUUUUUGCCGAGUUGCCCUUAUCUCCUUUUAGUUUUCGGGCCAUUGGUGAAGUUGAAGUUCUGGUUCUUAUGGCUAAUGACCUGGCUAAGGUUCAGCCUCGUCGAAGUGCACCUAUAAUCGAUUGUUCAAUUAUUCAAGUUUAUUAGCAAUUUUGUUCUGGGCUUUGUAACUGUUAGAAUGCCAUGUGCUCUCUGUACAUGAAAUUCUUCCCUGUCCAAACGCACCGCAUAUCUCCUUCCGUUUUAAGAACUUUGCCCCUGGCUCUUUUCUCGACA
This is a messenger RNA of Prunus persica (peach), 3293 nucleotides long. Its product is annotated as cyclic nucleotide-gated ion channel 1. The transcript has 10 exons. The record is from RefSeq and is a predicted model, not a curated record. NCBI's taxonomy places the organism in Eukaryota, Viridiplantae, Streptophyta, Magnoliopsida, Rosales, Rosaceae. Bases 183 to 3164 code for a protein of 993 amino acids.